Molecule: messenger RNA, 1335 nt
Organism: Laccaria bicolor S238N-H82
Lineage: Eukaryota; Fungi; Basidiomycota; Agaricomycetes; Agaricales; Hydnangiaceae
Exons: 3
Coding region: 1-1335 (444 amino acids)
Biological process (GO): regulation of DNA-templated transcription
Source: RefSeq, a predicted model, not a curated record
AUGCAUGUAUCCCGACGUGUCAAGCCUGAAAGUCCACCUGCGAGGAGUGUGAAUGUCGCUCCUGGCGCUGUUGGUGUUUUUUCUGUGUAUCAAUCCAUUGACGAGGCUGAAGCGGCUGUCUACACACAUGAAGAGGCUCUCGGUUACCGCUGGAAGAAAGCACAGAGUGAAAAGGAUAGUUACGGUCAACUGAAGAAAAGGACCUACCAAUGCAACUGUUACUACACCCACACGCCAACGCACGCAGUCAACAUUGACCCUUCAGAUCAUCUUCAAGGGAAAACAAUUAAGACUAACUGUAAAGUGCAUGUUAAUGUCAAUCGAAAAGGAGCACAAUGGGUCAUUACCACAGCUGUCUGGGACCACAACCACGCUCGUCAAAUACCUGAAGGUGCUCCGAUACGCCGCCGACCAACCGAGGAGCAGAAAGUGAUUAUCUCCAACCUUGCCACCAGUUCUUCAAGUUGUUUCACACAUGGCCAACUUGCGACUGUUAUGAAGACGCAAACAGGGACCAUUCUUGAGCCCCGCCAAAUCGGAAACAUCAUGGGUCAGGCGCGUCGCGAGGCUCGUCAAGAAGUUGAAGGUCUGGGUGGGAGUAUGCACGCAAUCAUCGCUAAACUCGAAGAAUUAGCAAGAGAAACUCACGGAUGGCUAUCCCACAUCAAGGUCAACAAAGAUGGAGUGGUGACAGGUGUCUGGUGGCAAUCACCUCUGCAAAGAGAUCUUGGUCAACGAAAUGAUAACACCUACGGUCGCAAUGAGGCUGGGUACCCUCUUGGCAUUGGCAUUGUUAUUGAUGGGCAUGGCCAUUCACGGAACACGUGGUAUGCAUUUCAAGCACUUGAAGACCAUGUGCACCAUGCCUGGGUUCUUCGCUGCCAUCUGGACAGUGCAGGUUUCGCACCUAACACUUUCAUAUCGGAUCGACAUCACUCCUUGAUUUCUGCAGUCAAGGAAGUACUUGUCAGUUCGGAACACAUUUUCUGCAUGCAGCAUCUUGAUGGCAAUGUCGACAAAAAUCUUCGCAGGGUUAUUCCCUCUGACCAGUGGAUGCCCUUCAAGAACGACUUCUGGGCUGUAUACAGGGCAAUUUCACCAGAAAACUUCGAUAUAAAGUGGCAGUGGGCAUGGGUGUAUGUCAGCCACAAGUUCACUUGUGGAGUUCGAACAAAUGGAAGAGUCGAGGUCGAAAAUCGGAUUACAAAGACAUUUGGUGGUCCAAGGAAGUCUCUCAAGGACCUUUUCGAUGGGUUGAAUGAGCGCACCGACGGGCAAAGCCUGCAAGAGACCCUUUGGGUACAAGACAUCUGUGACCACGGUGACGGAAGGUGA